UAUUAUUUAUAUCCAUAUGGAAACUUGUUGUACUUCAUGAAUCGAUCCUAUCCAAGUGAAUGAUGAUCUUAUCGGUUUUUCUUUCUUUUCUCCAGUAAUCAUAUUUAUUUUCAAGGCUUGAUUAUUACACUUGAUAUUAUUCACAGAAUGAUUUUGUUGUUUUUUCAUUGUUCUUUAGUGGUUUUUAGAUAUUAUACAAAACUUUUCUUUUUUCUAGAAUGAGUAUUUCAGAAUCAUUUGUACGUAUUGAGAUUUGGUUAUCUAAAAAUGCACCUGAUGUAUUUCGUCAAUGAAAUAAACCUAUAUCAUCAAUUGAUGAACUUGAUAAAAUUGAAACAAUUUUAGGUGCAAAAUUUCUUCCCUCUGUACGUGAAGCUUAUACUUUUCAUAAUGGUGAAUCAACUGAAUCAAAAGGUUUAUUUGGUGGUUGGCGUUGGUUACCAUUAUAUGAAAUAAUUCAACGAAAUGAUGAACAAAAAAAUAAUAAUGUUCAAAAACAUCACUUUGUAGAUUUUAAACCAUCAUUUGUGAUACCAUUAUUAAUAUCAACAAUAUCAAUGAGUGUUUUACGUUAUGUUGAUACAAGUGAGGAUAAUGGUCAAGAAGAAACAUCAGUUAUUGAAAGGGAUCAUAAGCAACCAAUUCGUGAUUAUUUAUCAACAUUUGCCGAGAGGCUUGAACUUGGUGAAUAUAUUCCUGGUGUUAAUGAUCAAGAAAAAACACGUGAUCUUAUUCUUAAAAAAUAA
Molecule: messenger RNA, 746 nt
Organism: Rotaria sp. Silwood1
Lineage: Eukaryota; Metazoa; Rotifera; Eurotatoria; Philodinida; Philodinidae
Source: the annotation of a GenBank genome assembly